Messenger RNA from Andrographis paniculata, 1338 nucleotides. RefSeq lists its product as uncharacterized. The record is from RefSeq and is a predicted model, not a curated record. The transcript has a single exon. Lineage: Eukaryota; Viridiplantae; Streptophyta; Magnoliopsida; Lamiales; Acanthaceae. The coding region runs from base 177 to 1112 and encodes 311 amino acids.
CGAUUUCCUUCUCCUUAAUUCAGCAGUCGUCAGUCGUCAGUCGUCCUCCAAAUUCCUUUCCUUGAGCAGUUACCCAACAGGACUACUGUUGCAGCCAUACAUAUCCACCCACCCCACCCCCUCAACCAUACCCCAAUUUCAUUUCUCACAAAUCCUAAAUCAAUUUCCCUAAUCCCAUGAAGAGCUUCGCGAUUUGCUACGGGGAGCAGGCGAUCAACGUGUCCAAUUCAUACUGUUCCAAUCACUCGAUCCAUCAUCCCUACGCAUCCUCGUCGUCGUCGUCCUCGUCUCUAUCGAAAAAUCCAACCGUCCAGAAUGCAGUUACUUGUAUCUACAAAGUCAAACUCCCCAGUUCCAACACGCUGCAGUAUUUCGUCGUCAGGAUCACGUGGUCCAAAUCGAACACAGAGGGCUUCACCAUAGGCAUCUGCGACCACCCGUUUUCCUCCUCCGAAUUGAAGAACAAUUCGAAGGUUAUAACCAGGAAACGAGGCAGAUUCAAAGGGUUCGAUUCCGUCGUCAGUUUGAGGAACACCGAGGUUGUCUGGGAUCUUUACAAGGCCAAGUACGGGUCAGGACCCGAACCCGUAUCCGGAUUCUAUUUGGCAGUAUUAGUCGAUUCGGAGGCGUGCCUGAUUCUUGGGGAUAUGGGUGUGGGGAUUGGCGACGUGGAGGCUAGAAAACGUGUUUCUGAAUUUUCUUUGGUUUCUCGGAGCGAGCACUUUUUGGGGGAUUCUGUGUUGUCGACGGCGGCGAAAUUCCGGGACGCCGGAGCUUGUCAUAAUAUUACAAUAAGGUGUGGUGGGGAUGAUCGGAAUCAUCCUGCGUUGUCUGUUGAUGUGGACAGGAAGAACGUGAUUCAGGUGAAGAGAUUGAAGUGGAACUUUAGGGGCAACCAGACGAUCUUUGUGGAUGGAGUGUUGGUGGAUUUGAUGUGGGAUGUUCACGAUUGGUUGUUUCGACCCAGGUUGGGGUAUGGGCUGUUCAUGUUUCGCACAAGGAGUGGAUUCGACAGCAGGCUGUGGUUGGAGGACAAGAAUUUCGAGCAGAAGGAGUUGGACAAGAUUGGAUUUUCUCUUCUUGUUCUCGUAUGUAGGAAUUCUUCGGAUUGAUUUUGAUUUUGUUACUACUUAUUAGUGUUGCUCUGUUUUGACAUUUAUUUUUUUUUUGUUUGUUUGAUACUGUUUUGCAUUUCGAUUUGUGGGGUUGUUUUUGUUUUGUUUUGUUUUUGUUGCUACUCGCUUUUGGACAUUGGCGAGUGUCUCGUCAUGUGUAGAUAGAUACAUAUAGCGAUGUGUAUACAUAAAUCUCAGAAAAAUGGAUCGAUUUUAUCUGCGA